Messenger RNA from Lindgomyces ingoldianus, 1255 nucleotides. RefSeq lists its product as uncharacterized. NCBI's taxonomy places the organism in Eukaryota, Fungi, Ascomycota, Dothideomycetes, Pleosporales, Lindgomycetaceae. Gene Ontology annotation, biological process: regulation of transcription by RNA polymerase II. The coding region runs from base 220 to 1128 and encodes 302 amino acids. Gene Ontology annotation, cellular component: mediator complex. Gene Ontology annotation, molecular function: transcription coregulator activity. The transcript has 2 exons. The record is from RefSeq and is a predicted model, not a curated record.
CUUCAUUCUUCUCCGUUCGAGAAGGACAAUUGGGAUGGGGGCUCUCAGGGAUAAAUUCAUGUACAAACUGGGGUAGCUUCCAUCCUCACUGGUACGACCAGCCCACCAGUCCACCAGCCCACCUGUUCAACCCAUCCUCGCGUACAACCCUCUCCCACGGUAACCCUGAAACACAAAGCUGGACUCGUGGAACCGUGGAAAGUGCCUGAGAUAGUCAAAAUGAAGUACAGCGGCCUGUGGUUCAUCCCUAGUCCUAUCAACGCGGCCGACGCGUCGACGAAGAACUUCACCGCACUCAUCAACAACAUUGAAGCGCAAUUCGACUUCGCAACGCGCCAAUCCCCCUGGGCUUUAAGUCACCGCCUCCUGCGCUCCAUCCCCCCUCCCUCACAACCACCCUCAUAUCAGCACAUCCUCCAGCUCUCUCACCUCAGCCAGGGAAAGGCAUACUGCUACAUCCAACCCUUCAUCCCUCCUACACAAACCCCACAGCACACACAGAUCAAAUCCGAGCCGAACUCUCAAUCUCAAGCGUCAACCCCGGCGCCGACACAGCAAUUCUCGCAGUCUUCUACGCUCUCGCUCUCGCUCACCCCCGCAGCCUCGGGGUCCAUUAUCGCAAUCCCCUCCUCGCAAUCCGAUUCCCACAUUAGCUUCUUGUGCAACCAGUUCUCUCCGCUAUGGGGCUUCCGGCAAGCGCUGCAAAUCCCAAACGGCAUGACCUACACUGCCGGCCAAUUCAUCAUUCACGUCGGCGAGAUCCGCGCCUCGCGCGCCGGCGCUGCGUCUGCGUCUAGCACGACAUCUCCUGGCGUUGUCGUCUGCGUGACGGCUGUGUACGAAGAUGAGCUCAAAGAUAUCCAAAACAAAGACUAUCACAACCAAGAUCCCGACGACUUAGGCUUUACGUUCCUAGACGGCGGGAGCCAGGAUACGACAACCGAGGAAGUGGAUUGGACAGACUUCGAAUGCAAGGUUCGCGCGGCGUGGGAUGUGGUUAAGUUGGGGUUGGAUUUUGGGAAAGUUGAGGUUAGAGAGGUUAUGAUGGCGAAGGAGCGGCCGAAUGCCGAGGGCGAGAUAGAGGCGACUGUGAGGAUGUGGUGUGAGGUCCUGAGGCUGAGGGGUUGAGCGGAUUGGAGGGUGCAAUCACGGGAGACAGCUGGUGGAGAUAACAAAGGCCGGAAGAUAGGAGCAUGGUCCGCAUACAGGCGCCGGCAUGCAUGGGUAGAUACCCAGGCCCGAAGGUUGACUCCAG